ACCCUCGUUUUUCUUCAAAAUCCCUUUAGCCCUUCCCCUCCUAUCCCCAAAUCUAAACCUAGCUAAAUAUCUGCUUCAAUGGCGAAUGCGGAGGCGGAGGCCGUCGAUUUCGAGCCUGAGGAGGACGAUCUUAUGGACGAGGAUGUCGGCGAUGACUCCCCCAACCGAGCCACCGUUCCUCGCCUGAAGUCCGCCAUCACCGGCGGCGGCUCCUCCACCGCUCCAAAGAAGACCAAGGGCCGCGGGUUUCGCGACGAGGCCGCUGCUGAAGCGGACCGAAAUGCUCGCAUGUCCGCCCCCUUCGAUUCGCUCGAUUCAGAAGGCGGUCCUGGCCCCGAACGAUCUAUUGAAGGAUGGAUUAUUCUGCUUACUGGAGUUCAUGAAGAGGCUCAAGAGGACGAUCUGCAAAACGCAUUUGGUGAUUUUGGAGAGAUAAAGAAUUUACACUUGAAUCUCGAUCGUCGUACGGGUUUUGUCAAGGUAUAUAAAUCUUGCGUUCUUUUACGAUUCGUUAUGAAAGUUACCUGCUAUAUACUAAUUAUGUAACAUGUUAAAGAGAAAUCUAAUGACAUUCUAUAUGAUGUUUAUCAGGAUUAACUUUAAAUGUUAUGUAAAUCUUCUUCUUCUUCUUCCACAUUUUUACAUUUUACACUUUGUUGAAUUUGAAGGCAUACCAUCCCUUUCUGCAACCGCUUUAGAUGAUAUUAUAACAUAGAUUCUCUGUAUAAGCAAUUGAGGAUCCUGUAAAAUAGUUUAAUGUUAUAGCCCGGAUGAACAUUUUGAGUCUUACAAACUACCCUUGUGUGUAGAUGGGCUCCAAGAAAAGAUUAUUAUUUACUCUGAGUUGCCUAAGCAGCAUAUUUGCAUCUCUGAAGCAGUCUUUACUCACAAAGGG
Molecule: messenger RNA, 895 nt
Organism: Salvia miltiorrhiza (redroot sage)
Lineage: Eukaryota; Viridiplantae; Streptophyta; Magnoliopsida; Lamiales; Lamiaceae
Product: RNA-binding protein Y14A-like
Exons: 2
Coding region: 79-546 (155 amino acids)
Biological process (GO): RNA splicing
Cellular component (GO): cytoplasm; nucleus; exon-exon junction complex
Molecular function (GO): mRNA binding
Source: RefSeq, a predicted model, not a curated record